This is a messenger RNA of Rhopilema esculentum, 548 nucleotides long. The record is from RefSeq and is a predicted model, not a curated record. Lineage: Eukaryota; Metazoa; Cnidaria; Scyphozoa; Rhizostomeae; Rhizostomatidae.
GUAAGAUUCAUCGAAGGUCUAUACCAAUCAGAAACCUUAAUGAAAAAUCAAGAAUUGAUGAUAUAAUAAAAGACCUGAACAACACCCAUCACCAGAAAUAUCUCAAGACAGUACCAGAAAAACAGCUAAAACGGCUACUCAAAAAGCUUCAUGAGAAGAUCUACAGCUAUGGAAAGGCGACAAACCUUGUUUCUCCUUCAAACAGUGACGAAGAUUUCAAUAAACUGGAUGACGAGGAGCUGAACAAAGUAAAAGACAAAAUGUCCGAAUCUUUCGAGCAAAACAGAGUGAAACCCGGUGACCCAGAAUGGAAGUAUGAAAUUGACGUGGAUUUUGAAGCGGGUAACGGGAAUAAACUGGAAUCAGGAUGGGAUUCAGAAGAAUCCGAAUUGGAAUUUUGAAGCCAUUUUACCUGUUUCAUCGUUCAAGUCUGUUUUAUUUUUUUGUUCCUUUCCAUAUGAAUUCACGCACUCGUUUUUUUACAGUUGAUGAUAUUUUUGAUAUUUUGUUCGAAUUAUAUAAAUUUGAUACCGCGAAUUGAUUGUUGA